GUAAUUAUUGUUCAUGUUUUUUUUAAAAUAAUGGUUGAUCCCAGUUAAAGUAUAGGCUUUCAUGCUAAUAAACAUGCACUUGUUUUUCGGACUCAAAUGUUUAUUUUACACGAGGUUUCUUCUAAGUUCGUUUGAGCGCUGCUGGAUAGCGUUUCAGCUUUAGUAAAGAACUAGUCAGGAACUAAAUUCCAAAAUCGACAUUUAUCUGAUAGUGAUUACCGACCCAGCCGGUGUUUACAGUCCCGAAUUUGUUAGGGAAGCAUCAGUUCUUAGAUAUCGUUUUUAGCCCCCAGAUACCCUGGUACGGCCGAGGGUGGGGAGUCCGCUCUCCCUCUCGACAUGCUCUUAUUUGGCCACACACUCGUCCACUGCCUUCUCUCGGCGGGGUUGUUGUUUACAAACUCGAGAGGACGAAGAGCGAAUGUUCGGCGCUUUAACCGGGUUGGUGGAUAUGGUGACCACCUAGGAGAGUUGGAAAAUCUAAACUCCAAACCAAUGAUACACAUGGGCUCAAGGAUCCUGACGGAACAGAUGGUGUAUGAACCUAUUGUUGGUCACUAGCUUCAGUGUGACUGCAUCUUCUGAAGUUGCUCCAUUGCGUUGUGGAUUAGACCUUUAGGUCAAAGGCUUGGGGUGUGACCCCCUAAGAGAACCACCUGCUUCGGUCUGGGCACCUGGGAGGUAUCACAGCCCUCAUACAAAUCAAUAAUUACUACUGGCCUCAUUCUUUUUGUGUGGUAAAUAUGUAUUAAGUGCCUCCUUGUACUAAUGUUUAUGUGUUCAAAUAAAUAAAAUGGAUGUCGUUUAGUGUCGACAUACCACACGAUGUAUAGAUUUUACUGGUAAUUUUGUUAUCAAUUCUCAUUUAUUUUGUAUUUCUUUCUCUACUGAAGAAGAAUAAGGUUACAGCUGUUUGGUUGGAUAGUGGCUAGCAGUGAAAUCCAGGACACGCGCUUCGUCCUAUUUGAGACUCGUCGUUUAGAUGUACCUGAAUCUCAGUUUAUUUUGACUCCGGGACUUUAAUCCAGUACAUAUGCCGAUAAAGAGCUAAUCAACCGCAGCCCUAAAAGUCAAUUGGAAGAUUCAAACAGCCGACACAAAAAGGGAUUGAACUUCACCCCAUUGCACAAGCCAGUGGCUAUCUGAACCCAGUAGCUAAGUAGAUAACGCGAUGGGGUUUGAAGCGGACGGUACUGGGUUCAAGUCUCGGAGUGGACAUCCAGCUGAAGAGUCUCAAAGAGGACGAAACGCGGAAAUCUUGGAUUAUAUUGCUUAUCACUAUCCAUCUUUGCCUAUAGUGCUGGAUUAAUUGUUCAAUCCUUUAAAUGUUACUUAUUUCAAGUAUUGUCAUUGAAUUAACAAUUUAGUGGUUUCGAUUUUGCGUUCCCAUUCCAAACAUGUGUAAAGUAAUAGAGAAAUAAAGCGAGUACAAUGUUUCCCCGCAUUUGAAUGUCUUUUAAGAUAGGAUGAGCUAUGGGAGUUACACUUCGCGACCUAUUUUCAAAGUCAUCCAUAUUCAUGUCAAAAACCAAAUACAGUAGAUGUAAAAUGUGAUCGAUAGACGAACUCACCAAUAAUAAAGAGAAACGCCCACCACCACAUUAACUCCCUUUGACCUUGUACUACUGUAUCUCUUUAUUAACCAAUCACAGUUUGAUGUUCAUUGCAAAACAAUAUUUGCUUGUUGACUCAUUUUUCCUAUUCUCUGGCUACUGUUCGGUAUGUUAUUUGUCUGUUUUUUCCCUGCAUUAAUAGACCGUACAGUUUGUUUGUACACUAACGAUGUUAAUUUGUGUUUUAGAAACAGAUAAAGUUUAUCUAGCCAAAUAGCUUGCUUGUUCUGACUUUAGCCAAAACAAGACUCUGUAUUCGACGGUCUAGAGAAUAGCUCAGAAUUAAACCUAUAUCUCAUUGAAAAAGCCAAAGCCGAAAGAGAUUGGGAAGAAGCUGUGCCUUAUGAAAAAAAGAAAAGGGGAAAAGCCUAUACACCAAAACAAACUAUUUCACCGAGCACGCAAAACGAAUUAAUUGAAAUGGGUUUCGAUGUAGAGUUUGAUGAUGAUGUAAAUAAGGCUCUUGAAAAUGCUACUGAAGAUGAACUUGUUGAUUUGGCUGCUGUCCUGGGUUUUACUGGGAUGUUGAAUCAAGUACAGUUCCACGCUAGUUUAGAAGGACGUAAAUUGGAAAUGGGUGGAUUCUCUGGUGUGGCUAAAGCUGAACGUCCUAAAGUCGUGCCAGAUGAGCCACCUAAUAUGACAGAUGUAGAGGUUUGUCUCGUUUUUUCCUCUACUUGGUUAAUCCUUUUUCUUUGUAGCUUAACAUCAUUUGAAAAUUGAGGGACACUAAACACUUUUUCCUUCACUAAAGACUACUUACCAUCGUUCUCUGUUCUGACCACGUUUUGUAAUUUAGCCUUUCCUAGUGAACCCUUCAGUUUUGUAUGAUGUUGGUUCAGUCACAAAUGAUUGACAUUUUCUACCUUCAGGUUGCUACUUAUAAGUGUAUGCUCAGGAUGUCUAGUAAUAUCAAAGGCGGUGGGUUAGUGUCGAGUUACACAUCCAAGCCUUUUUUUACAAUAAAUUUGUUGAUUAACAAGGGAAGUGAAUAGACCGUUUUUCAGUUCAACUCAAUUUUUUGAUUUAUUACCUAACCGACUGGCCUUUAAAAACUGUCUGACACUGCCAUUUCAAUUCCGGUAUUAUGCACAGUAUCCAUACUAAUUAAAUAAAUGUAUUCAACAAAGGAUACUAUGUUGUCGCCAUAAAGCCGUCGACUGUUGAACCAAGCCCUAUUGGUAGGUCCAGACUGGGUGCUUCGGGUUCGCACGAUCACCAUGAUCAGUGGUUAGAGACGUUGAUUAAUAGCUUAGAAUCUAUCCAUAUGGCCCAGAUAGUCAUUCUUUGUGUACUCCCGAAUCCUGAAUUUUAAAAUCGUUUUGUACUUAUUCAGCGACUUCGUUUUUUCUCCUCAUAUCUGUUAUGUUUUUCGAUCCUUCGAUCCUGUUACCGGCAUAAAAGCUUCCCAUAAGCGAGCCCAAACCAGCUAUUUGAGUGAGAAAGAAGCCUUCUUAACUAAAACUGAGUCUAAAAUAUAUGCACACACUCAUAAAUAUGCAUUUUCCUCGCUUAGAAAAUAAAGCCACAUUCUCAACCAAUAGCGUAUGCCUUUUUCCUUAAGAAAUUAAGCAAAAUGUUGGCUAGUAGAGUUGGUUUAACUAUAGACCUGUCUAGCUGACCCAGCGUAUCAAAAUCAUGUUCUCCAUGCUGUCAUUGCUGUUACUACUACUUUGCUAUCCAUCUUGGUAGUCUUAUCAUCAAUUAGUGCGGCGACUGAAGGCGCUUCACGUGUGGGAGGUUCUAUGUUACUUAUAGCUAACACUGCUGUCUCAAAAAGAUAAUGAUUAGUCGACAUUAGACCCUCUGUUUAGUGGUCAGUAACCAGGACUUCAUUUACUUUUAUAACUUGCUCGUGUAUCUACAUUUUCAAUACUUUAGAAUUUAAACUAGUAGAUACCAAAACAUUUUCUAUGGUGUUUUUCAAUCAAAUAGGUCCGAUCUUGUAACCUACGGUGUAUAAUUGUUUAUUUCUAUUCUAUGGUUCAAUUUUACUCUCACCUAAAAAUAAACUAUUGUUUCAAAAAGACUGCUUUAUUCCUCCAAAAUUUCACAUGUCUUCAUACUUGGAUUCAUCAUUUAUUACUUGCUCACUUUAAACUGCUUGUAUUUUUCUUUCUAUCUUUUAUACGUUUCAGGAUAGUAUAAAGAAAUUGGAAAAUAACAGCGAAGAACUAACUAAAUUAAAUUUAAACAAUAUCAAAACAAUAAGUGCUGAAGCAGUACAGCGCUUAUGUGCCGCUCUUACAAAGAAUAACCAGUUAACUGAACUGCAUAUGGCAGCAACACGUUUAACAAACGCAAUGGUUGAACCGUUCUUUGAUAUGUUGCAAAAAAAUACUGUAUUAAAAGUAUUAAAUUUGGAGUCGAACUUUUUGACUGGUUAGUCGGAAACAUUAUUUACUGUGAACAAAUAUUAAAAUUACAAGCGGAAUUUGACAUGCCUCAAUUCAUAAGAAUAAAUUCAGUCAUUAGUAGACGUAAACAUAUUGCCAUAACGUAUCAAGAACUAUAGGAGUGUAAUAUGUGCUAAAAUACCGCAAUGAAAUAGCAGAUUCGAAGCAUCUUACAUUCGAUGAGGUUGGUAUACAUACAUAUUUUUGUAUUGUGUUCUAUGAGCUGAAUAGUUCAGUUACGAAGCUUCCGUUGAUGUUGUGCUAUUCAUCGUUUAACGAUCCAGCUUUUCCUAGGUCUGAGUGAGUCAUUACUCUGUUCCGUGUUACUGGAAUAAUGAUAAGGAUUUUUCGAGGUUAUAUAUAUCCAUUCGUUACUUUUUACAGUGUGUUAUUAAAAUUUUUUUCCGUAAAAGUGAGGUAUUAUGCAUAUAUGUAUUUAUGUACCUGGUCCUACGUUGCAGCUGACUGAGGUAUUAUGUCAACUUUAAUUGAACCUUAUUUUGAUUCUAUAAAGUCUACUUUCUUAUAUAUUUGUAAACAUUUACAUGUGACUUCCCUGUACAUAUACCUAUGUAAUACAUAUAAACGUACACAUACAAGCACAUGCUUGUUGUCUUAUCAUACAGUUCUUGUUUAUGCAAGUGUCAAUCGAUAUCAAAAAUGUGUAACUUCCACUAGAUUUUUGAUUCCAGAUGUGUUUAUGCGUAUAUUGUACAGUAUCCUAUUAGGAACGAUAAGCUUUUUCUUAUUGUUUUUCUCUGAGUGAUAGUUUUCUCUCGGCCACAGGUUUACGUUUGGUGUCACAAAUGUUGCUUCCAUUAGGACAGGAUUCUAGACUUCAAAAUACAGUUAUUAGUGAACAUAAACCAAUUAGUUUUAUGGCUCAAUUAUCCAGAAUUGGUUUGUUCUUUUCAAACUUCACUCGAUUUGCGAGUGUUUUCAGUGUCAUAAUGUAUAUCCUGCCACUAAUGUGCAUUGACUCUAAUUACCGUGCCACAAUGCGAAAGACUGGAUGUUGAGAAUAUGGUUUGAAAAUGCAGAAUAAUAAAGUAUAUGUAGUAGAGUUCUUUAACUUACGAUCUAGAGUAAGAUAAAGAGUGAAUGCAUGUUUAUUUAUUUAUUUGAACACAUAAAUAUUGGUAAAAGGAGGUACCAAACAGAUAUGCACCACAUAAAUCAUUCGGUUUGUGUGAGGGUUGGGAUACUGCCUGGGUGCCCAAACCGAAGCAGGAAAAGUUUGUGCUCGUCUGUGAUGCAUGUGCGCCAUUGUAAACCAUCAUAAGCCAUGUCUCCAAACCCUGAUCGCAGUUGUGCAGAACCCAAGCAGUUAGUCCGUACCUACUAACGUAGCCAAGUCCUACAGUUGAUGACGUGAUGCACUGGUGCUACUUUUUUUAUCUGACCAGACUUGUAUCUAUACCAGUGAGAACAUGUCGUGAAGAUAGGUGGUGGUUGGACAUACUUGACAUAUGUCCUAACCACCUCAUUCCAUGAAGAUUCACAAUUUUAUCGACCAAUUUGUCAUCUUUACCUAGAAUCCUAUGCCUAACCCCAACAAAAAUGUCCUAACAAUCUGGUUGUCUUAAGCCAAUCAACAACAUGUUUCUCGGUAAGGUGACUUUUCGCUCAUUGUUGUCAUAUCUUUUGUGUGGUGCGUUUUACUGAUGACAAAAGCAAGAGCAGAUAGUAUAUAUGCGUAUUCAAGUUUAUUUUAUCCGACAUAUUCCCGCGACCAAGGUAGAAAGAACUGGACUCGAGGAAUUUGUUUGGCUAUAGAUUACCUAAUGUUCACAUAGUCAGUGGGUAGUCCAAUAUGAAUGAAAUGUAGUCAGUGAACAAAACGAACGAUGAUAAUGUACUUAGGUAGUUUCCUUUUAAAAACAACUACUGUUUUACUUUUAAUUCACCAAACUACUUAUCUAUCAUGCUUUUUUUAUAUUUCAGGUGUUAUUCUCGUUCGUUUAUUGGAGUCAAUUAGCCAUGAAAAAAGUGGAAUAACCGAUUUGCAUUUAGCUAAUCAACGUCAAUCUGUGCUCGGUGUAAAAAUUGAGCAAAAUUUGACCGAAUUAAUACUAGCCAAUCCACGUUUAGUUCGUCUGGGCUUAGAUUUAGAGACUAGUGAUGCACGUGUACGUACCAGGGAACAUGUCAAAUUUAAUUUAGAUCGUGUAUCUCGGCAACUACGGCGUAAUAAAAAUUAAAUUUUUACGUGAAUAUGUAAGUACGUUUGAACAUGGUACUGAUUUUCACUUUAAUUUGCCUUUAAUUUACCUACUUAUUUUUCCCAUCUAUUUUGCUUCUGUAAGCUACAGAAUUAGCCUAGUAUUAUUAAGUUGGUUUACAUGUGCACAUUUAUUUAUGUAUAUCCUGUUAUUAUUUUCAGUUUGGUCUGUUUAUGUUAGUCGAUUUCACUGUUGUAAUGUAUCUGUUAACAUAAUUUCAACAUGUAUAUCUGGCUUUGUUUGGUCAUCGUUACUAAUAUAUACUCAUGAUGAACACAUCACCACAUUAUGAGUCCAAAAUAAUAAAAAUCAUCUCAAUUCUUAUAAUUGUUUCCUGCAUAUUCAUAAUCGAAAAAUAGCCAUUUCAAGGUAGUCAAGAGUUACACUUCCAUUUGAUUUUGCUUCUAAUGUGUUUGUAUCGUGAGUUGAGAUUUCGAAUGAUACGAUUGUCGUUGCUUAACAUCUUCCUAUAUUUUAUUUGCUGUCUUCCAUUUGGUUACAUGCAUUCUGUAUUUAAAUACAAGUAAAUUAGUCAAAUUCAAUAUGCAAUUAAUCAAUUUUGUUUGUAUUCACUUUUAUUUGUAAUCGUAUUGGAUAGUUGGAUAUCCGGUGACAACUGCUAAAAAGCACAAAAUAACUGUUGGCUAUUUCUCCAACUUCUCGGGGCUGUAUACCUUUAUAUCUAAGUUGUUUUAGUGUCAUGUUGCGACUGACAAAGCCGUUCUGUUUUAUGUUUCAACGUUAGAUGGACUCUGGGUUAUAUGAGAUCGAAUCCGACAGGGAGCAUCAGUUCCCUCAAAAUUACAGGUACAUCUUGCUGAUGGGUACCAAAUAGCAUUAAACCUUGGUUCGGGGUAUAUUUGCUAGAUAAGGUAGUGUAGAGCCUUUAUAUAUUUGCUUUCGUGCAUGGAUUAUAAUGUAUUGACAUCAUGUUGUACCAGUAUACAAUGAGAAAGAUAUGGAUGGUUAGUAUCUGGUAAGAUAACACCUGCCAGGAGUUUGCAAGAUUUUAGUUGUCUAUCCGCAACCAUAUUAUUAAUGACCUGAGAAGGUCCACCACACCCUCCUAAAUGCCUUCAGCACUCUACACAAUACAGCAAUGUCUUCUUAUAAGCUCGGGGAAAAUAAUGGAUAACAAUAAAGAAUUAACAAGUCGCGAAAGUAAGUGCUGAAUAAAGCCAAUAGCAUGUAACUUUUAUGUGUAAUAAGUCGGACAGGAAACUUUCUUCGAUACGAAAACAUGGGAACACCAAGAAAGAUCAGAGGGAAAGCUUAAACUAGAAUAAAUUACCUUUGAAAUUAUUAAAAGAUCUCCAGUUGUACGAGUUUUGUGGGAUUCUAACAGGGUGUUUGAAUGCUGUUCAUGACUCAAGAUAAAGUUAAUAGUUUAGAAAGAUUAAGUGUGAAACCAUUAGGAACAGACCAUCGUUCACUAACAGACAAUAUCUCAUUCAUUUCAAGAUGAUACAUACAUACUUUGAUAUCGACUGCAUAUUUAGAAAAAGUGUUUUUUAAGGAAGAUGGUAGAUCAUGGCGAAAAUAAAGAGGAAAGAACAGCUCCUUAUGGCACAGCAUGAGUCAGUAGAGACAUUGAACACUUCCCUCUAAACGCUACUAUUUUUUCCCAAAGAAGUUGGAACAGCUAGUUGGUUAUCCAACUGUCGGUGUCGACGCUGAUAAACCUGUAAAUUGUUGUGUUGUAAGGGAGUCCAAGGCAGACAUAUAGUCUAGAAAUGCGCAUCGAAUAUACCCUUUUCCAAGUUGAACACUAUUAUGAUACAGAACACUAACAUUGUUCACCUGCGCCUCGACAGUACCUUCUGCAAGUGCCACCAACUAGUACGCGGGAAAUAAAAACCAGAUGCACCCUACUUGAUCCAAUAUCCUAAAUUUCAGUUGUUUGACACCAUUGCCAAGUUGGCGGGUUUACUUUGGAGAUGUUAACUAGCUAAAUCGACGCAGUUGGAUACGUUGCCCCCAACGUCCGAAUCUAGUGUAGGAAGUGUGUUAGCGGCCGAGUAAGUCAUGUGUCGAUUGUGUUAAGUUUUUAAGGUUUGAUAGACUGUAUAUUGUACCGCAUAACAUCGUCGGCUGUUGCAGAUUUGAGUGCCAACACGAGGCAGCUACUACCGAAGUCUAAUGGGCGUAAACAUCUGUAGCGAUUCGAUUGUGGACUAUCAAGUCAGCACUUUUUUUGUCAUCUGGAGAGGUAAUGGGAACGUUAGACGCUUGUUUCAGACAGAAGAUAAGAGACAAAUUCGUAAGUCAACAAAAUAAUGGGAUGAUUUGUUCGUAUUUCAGAUGGCCAUGUUGACGCGGUUAAUGGAUGAUAACCAUAAAACAUCUAUGCGUUGUAUUUUGUCAUACGUCAUGACACCUAAAGUUGCCAGCCAUUUAAUAUUACUUGGCACUUCGUCGAAAACUGCAGAUUAUACGGCGCAUUAACUAUUCGGUUCCUGUCCUCAUCCGUCAACGAAAAAGACCUUGGGAAACUGUGUGACCGCGUCGCAAAUGUACUUUCACAAUAUGAGAGACAAAAUACAAAAGUGUUAUCGAAUAAAACAAGAGCAUGUGUGUAUUAAUUUGAAGUGACAAUUACUCUCUACCGUUCUAUAGGUACAAUGUUCAGUGUUAACAAAGAUGACCGUAAGUAAAACUUCACUUAGAUAGUUGAUUAAAAUAGCAAUAGCUGUUAGAUAUCGUUUUAAUUUUAGUGUUCAUUAAAUUUGAAAAUUCACAAGAAAAUUACUCUGCUUCUCAAUAGACCAACAGGCGUUACAAAAAGGCAUUACUAGUUGGAUAUUUUUAAUGUUCAACUUCGUUAUCAGUAAACGUUUUUUAAACAUGCACGAAACCCUUUGAGCUAAACACUCACUAGUGAGUGUUGAGAAAGCCGGUUUGAUUUUAAAUGCACUUGUAAUUAAGUACUCGUGCCUAAUUAAUAACACAUAACCUGGGAUAUGUCACUUACUCGGUCGCCUACGCACUGCCCACACGCCCAGACUCGGAAAUUGAGGCAGACGCAUCCAACUGUGUCGAAGUAUUCUAUUAACAUUUUUUGAGAAAACACCUACUUAACAAGUGGUGGGACAAAAGUGAUCAAAAACCGGAAUUUAGGGUAUGGAACGUGGCUAGUUUCAGCCUACGUCAACGAAAUUGUACAGAAACCCUUCUUUUUUGCAUCUCUACGAAAUAUUAUUAAGAUUACUGUACUAACCUCUUCGGUCCCCCUUCGUUUACUGACAAAGUGUUUUCGUCCGUAAAGCUGCUGGCACGCUAAGCAGCCAAGUUGUUGAACGAAACCGCCAAAUCAUUUUAAUUAAGAAAGGUUAGUUCAGCGAAGAGUCCAUAGCAUCGUUCAUAUUCCUUAGUAAAAUUGGGCAAAUCCUUUUUGACCGAAUCUGUUGCUCCGCUUCAUGGUCUGGAAUGUGCCGAAAAGCACGUCGCUAAUGCUAAACUCUUGAAAUUUGAGCACGGCGGUUGAAGUAAACAAUUUUUAAUAAUUACGGGGUCUAAAUACAGAAGGGACAAUCGGCAGUCUGUCCUUUUCCAUACUGAGACGAAGUCUAAUGUCCGACAUUUACACUUAAAGUCUGAAGGAGUAAUUGCGACACAACUUGACGUUUUCUUAUUUAUAUCCAUAGUCACAAAUUUGUUCAUGUUUCUAAAUAUUUUAAGAGAAAAAUCUACCCAUAGAUUGGUUAGUUUCUUUGUCGCACCUAAUUACACCAUGUUAAUUGGACCAUCCGUUAGCAACGUAUAUCCACCGUUUGGAGCGUCAUUCUUCCAUCAAAUCGUCGACCCACUACAACACAGCUAACUCACCCUACUUUUCAAUUGAAUUAACUGUGGAUUUAACAUCCUAACAAGCAGGUGGGUCACAGAUUACAGCAACCAGUUUAAUAACUAUGUGUCUAUUGAACUUAACACUGUGCAGCCGCACGUCAGUCAUUUCGUUGAAUUCUGCUGGCCUAGUAUUCCCUCCGUAGAUACCUACCAUGAACACGUCACUAAAUCCAGGGGUAAAGAUGCGUCAUAGGCCAGAGUUGUGGAAUAGAGUUCUUUUAAAUCGAAGGUCCGUCCACAUUAUGCAAAUUCAAUGAACCAAAAUGACAAGUACUCAACGGGAGUUCAACUAAUCUUUGCAGAUUUAUUUCCAAUCCGAAAUCGUAGUAAACACUACUGCUGAUAUACUUAGUUGGAACACUUGUGCACGUUCGUAGGACACUGCUAAUACUGCUUGGUAAAUCCGGAACAAGACCUCGAAAAUCAUUCAGAAUGCGAUCAUCAUAUUCAUCAAUGAUAUAUUUAUCUGUUUUUUCUAGUUUGUGGACUUUUUGUGAACACGAACGAAUAUCAUUAUAUCAUACAAGAAUUGGACUAACGAUUUCACUGGUGGGAUAACAAAUAUCAAAACAGAAUUAAAGAUAACAAGUGACGAAAUCUAUAGUUUUAUUCAAUGAGUAUUCUGUAGAUAAUUCCCGGUUUGUCCUACGAAACAUGUUUUUCAAAUUUUUGAUAUUCCUGUAUUUAACUUUCUUCGUUUGACGUUAAAGCGUACUCUCUUCAAGAUUGCCAUAUACUUUACGUAGAACACGAAUAUUACAACGGCAAGAAAUAGACAAUGGAGCACGUUUACGUAUAUUCCCACAUCAUUAGUGAUAAAGGGUUCAAAUGCAUAUCCGAACGAGUGUAAAAAUCAACCAUAUUUUGAUGACCUAAUGGUCACAGAAGGCUACAAUCGCCACAUAUGAUUAACAGUAAACUACUGAAGGUGGUGAUAGCGAAUCCAGUGGAUUCGUCAACGAAAGAGAUGGCGCUGAUGGUCUGCAGUCUGGAAUUACGUGGAUUUGGUAGCAUAAGCAUAUUUGUAUUUGUGCAAGUUAUUUGAAUGGCAUCUUAGAGCAAAAGAGUUCGUUAAGUCAUCUGAAAACUCAGAACAUGCAAAAGCAAAUUAGUAAUAGUUCACAAUUACGACGAGACUGUAAAUACAAAUCCUAAUUCCUUUCGUCAUUCUAUAAUCCUCACUUAACACUAGUAAGUAGGUGGACAUCCCAAGGUCAUUUUAGCGUUGCUCGUCCAUGAAUUAUAGUCCCACCUCAAGAUCUGACUGUUUGCUGUUUUAAGUACAUCUUACCAGCAACAAUGAUGUCUCUGAUUGUAAUUUUUUGUAAAUUGUAAAGCGACAAGUUGUUAACUUCUCAUAUACGUGCUUGAUGUGUUAAAACAAAGAGAAAACUUCUUGAAAUAUCGGGAUGGUAUCCCGAAUAUUCCAGCAGGUCGAUUGGUGUGAACUAAGACUGAUGUUUACACCACGUCAUAUUAAUAAGGCAUGGUAGAACAGCAAUAAAUAAUCAGGAAUUCUAACAAUGUUUUAAGAUUUCAGCGUGUAUAUCUUGACACAAUGAUAAAAAAGUUGAAAGAUGUGAUUUAUUGAUUUACAGAAUUUAUCAAGUGAGUAAAGAACUAACUUCUUGAGUUUAUUAAACAUCUAUUUGCAAUAUUUGUUGAUGCGUGAACUUAUUGAGUUACUGAUUCGUCGCCCAACUGAUGGGUUUAUUCCAACGUUGUUUAUUUUUUGCAGGCUUCUGAUUCUGUCACUCACCAAUUUGUUAACGUUUGCGGUCUAUUCAUUUGUAGAUCUUUCGAUUCGUCUAGUUUAUGAAUAUUGUGGAUUGCUGAUUAUUUUGAUUUAUCGGCUUAUUGGUUUACCUGAAUUAUUAAUUGCUUGAUUUAUGGAUUAAGUGGGUUUUCGAUGUUUUGAUCUAUCGGUGUGCCGUUUAUUUUUAAUUUUUGUUUGUCAAUUUGUUGAUUUUCUCCACUCUUUGGUGAGCUAUUGCGAUUUGUUCGCCUGUUGGUUAGUUCUACUUUGUUUCAUCACUCAGUUGCUUUUGUUAAAUAUUUUUCAUUAAUGAAUGUUGUUAACUCCGUUACCACACUCUGUAAUUACUCGCUUCUCAUUCAACUAGUUUUGUUUGUGUAUUGCCUUAUAAUACCUGUUAAUGUUUAGUAGGCAGUUCUGUUUCUAAUAGUUUUUAAACGUACGAUGUAUUGCAAGUUUAUUUCUUAUGUAUUUACACAAACUAGUAACAUUUACUGUUUUUAUUAUCAUAAUUACUUUCCCUCAACUCUUGUAAAAAUUAAUCCCAUUUUUGCAAAUUGAUUAUAUGAACAUAACAGUUCACAUUUUUGUGUACUUUUGGUUCUCAUCUCAGUUGUUGGUAAAUUGUUGCGGUAAAUUUAUACGGCAUAAGUCGGAAGAUACCUUCGAUCUAAAAUGACCUCUCUCUAGUUGACACAGAUUUGACAGGCAUUUUGCAUUUGAAAAGUACAGAGUAGACCACCAGACUGUGUGCUCCCUUGAUUCUCUAGUUUACUUGCAUGUGUACUAACUAAUUAAUUUAUAGAACAUUCAUAUUGACGGAUCAUUCCAACAAUUAUCAGUGUUUAAUUUUCCGUAGCUAAAUAUUUUUUACCUGUGGCUAAUUGUAAUACUCAUAGAUUAAAUAGUACAAAUACGAGACCUGUUGACAUGAACGUUCUUUUCUGGCAGCGACUGUAUGAUGACUAAAUGCAUUUGAAUUGUAGUAAAAACUGGAGAUCCCAGAAAUAACGCAUUUUAACCAAAGAGAACUAGAUGAGCACGAACGAGCGUAUUGUAUCUGGAGUUCGAAAUCAAGCAGUCAUCAAGUACAACGGAAUCAUUGGUUCAUACAAGCACCAGAGAUUGGUCGAUCAAAGAUUUUUCAGUUUUAGAUGAGCUCGAACGUGGCCAUAACGAUUUACGACGAGUAAGUGAAACAGGAAUCUGAAAAUGCAUAUAGCAUAUCCACAUUAAAUUCAUUAACGAAGUAAGGGAAAUCUUAGUGAACGUUGGAAGCAUUUAUAUGUUAUUUCUCAAUGCAUUUUUAGUGUUAGAAGACCCUCAAAAUUCCGGUCUCAUCAAAAAACCAUAAGAAUGUGUAAUUUCCUUUUGACAUUGUGCAACAAAGUAUAUUAUUUUUGACACUGUAGUGAUCUACUUUUAUGAAGAGAACACGAUCGGUGCAAUGGAAACAUUCUUAUUUUUUUGUUUAAUUGUACCAAAACACACUUUUCCGUUGUUUUAUGACCUUGAACUCUCACGUACGCGUAGUAGUCUCGCUUGCAGAUUUUGGCACGAUCUCGUUAUUAUUCCGAUACCACGAGAUAACCAAAAAUACAUCCUAACUACAACCUACAACUGCCUUCUAAUAUUUGUCCUACGGAUUUGUUUAACUGGGUAAUUGGCACGUAAUCGAUCUGUAGUGGUGAUCUUAGUCAACUGCGAUUCGACCCCAACUACACGUCUAUGCUUCCAGUUGCUUUACGUAGCCUAUUCUAUGCAGUCCCUCAAAAGUGUGGACAAACAUACAUUUACGGCAAGAUUUAUGAAAUGUGAUCUAUUACUUGGAAGGAAAACGUCGGUCCACCACCAUAAUAUACUUAGGCUUUGUAUAAUGUGGCUGAUUGUGUGAAAAAUAAUCAUUAGUGACACCAACAAUGCAGAGUCUAGGACUUCUGACAGUAGAUGUAUAACUAAACUUUAGUGAGCUGGCAAUCCUCAAAAUGACAUGCUUAUUACGUCAAAUUAAGUGAACUUGGUUCAGAGGAUGGAAUGCUCAACUGACGUUUUUGCCAAGAAACUGGACUGUAUGAGAAGUGUACUGAAGUCCUGUAUGUCAACUCGACGUACAAUACGAAUAAGAAAAGGUAAGAAGUUACUCAAUAUAUGUUACUACAGAUUUUCUUCGUUCCUGUUAGUGAGGAUUGAUUGUUGUGGAAGAGGUCGUCCUGUGUUGUUUGCCUGGAAGAAGAAAGAAUUGACGGUUGAUGUCGACAUCUGAUUUCAGAUGUCCACUGGAAUUAUGCCAAAUACCACCCAUACACAUAAUCUCGUUACGUACUGUGCUAAAGCAGAAACAUAAAUACGAUAUAUCACCUCAGUACAUAUAAGUUAAAAUAGAACAGCCCUAGGUUUAAGAACAUAUUCUGGUAACAACUAUUGUAAACAUAAGACUAGUGAUCCAUGCGCUCAAAUAUUACUACAGUUGUAUGGAAACACUAUAUUUUAAUAUUGAAUGGCAAAGUUCUCGUCUUCAGUCGUCUUGAUCUUUAUAAUGCAGGUGUGUGAUGCAACGCUUUUCGUGUUCAAGUGUGUAAUUGUGACACUCCGGUUUAGAAUGCAGUCACUCCUUUAUUCGGUUACCUUAUAUGGUAUGCUGUCGAUAUAUCAAAGAAUCCUACAUCCUCUCAGUCUUAAUAAUUCUGUUCAAGGUACAACUUGUUUACAUACCUCUUAAAAUGAGAUUUGAUGGGUAACUGGGGUGCUGACAUCAUUAAUGUGGUUUAUACCUCCCAGAAUUUUUAAAUUCUGAAACCACCUUCAAACUUCGGCGUAACUUUAGCAACACAUUGGGAUUAGGUGGUCACAUCGUGACGAAGCUGCAAUCUUGGGAUUAAGUCUAUUGUUCUAGAAGCCAAGUUAAAUGUACUUUUAUCGAACUAGACUAUUAUCCCCCAGUUUCAUCUUUUGCUGUAUGUUACGUCUGUCUGCAAUUAACAAAACCAGUAGAUCAAUGCUUGCAACCUAUACUCGAUUACGAAUAACGUAUUUUUGUCACUGUUAAUGAAAUACUAAGUGUAACGCAAUCAUAAACGAGAUAAUAAAAAGUCUAACAUAAUUAGGGUGUCUGUUUGACGAAAUUCCAGUCAUCAUGUUGCGUGAUACGUGAAGAACUGUGUUUGUCAAAUAUUACUUUGCCGGUCUUAACUUUGUAAAACACGUACGUAAAAUAGGUCAAAUAUUAAACUAUGAUUCUCAUCUUGUCAUAUCAAAAGGUUAGUCGUAAAUGUCUUUUAUGUACAUCAAAACAUACCCAUUUCCCUAUCUUUUCGAUGAAUCCAAACAUGUAAAAAAUACUACAGAGGUUACUAUCACUAUCUAAGUUUUUUUGUAUUUAACAACGUGUAAACUUUUAAAAUUAUAGACAGCCGUUUUAUUUACAAGUACACAGCUUAGAAAAAUUCAAGCAGCCAAAUUUUAUCCUGAAUAUCUAAUAAUAGACAGAUUCGCCAUGUUGAGUAUCAACGCUAGUAAACUGUUGAAAAUGUUCCUUGUAAAUGUACGUAGACUGUUAACAAUUCUGUCGCGAUAGAGGGUGGAUAUCUCUUAUUGUCUUUUAGAAAAAUUUUGGUCAGUAGGCUUGUGUUUCGAUGCAUUACAUAAUCCUGGCUUAAUACUUUUCCACAGGGAGUAAGAAAUCUACAGGACAUACAAGAUAUAAAGAUGUAAAUGACUGCCAGAUAAUAAAUCUAACACCAGUCACAAAUAAAUCUAUUACGUUUUUCAAAAGUUUUGCACUAAUUUUAUAGCAAUGUUCUUUUAUGGACUAAAUACAUCUAUAACAAUGUGUGUAAGCCCCUAUAAUUUAGAUAGACAUAAGCUUUGUUUGAUCAUGUAGAAUGUAAAAAUGAUUAAGGGUAGGUAAUCAUAUAAACCACAAAUACCAACUUACUUACGCUACUUGUUUGUCGCGCAGGAGCAUAGACCAUACACCAGCUUCCCACAUUCAAUUCUCUCCUGAACAAUCCUGUCCAGUUCUUCCCACUUGCUAUUCAUCCUUUGAUGUCUGCUCCUGAUUCUCAGCAAAAUGUGUUCUUUGGACUUCCUCAUUACCGUUCCCCUUCAUGACAAAGUUUCCAUAAUGUUUUGUUGUCCAUAUUGUCAAACCCCUUCCCAUGGUCGAGGAUGUUCACGUGUAGUAACGAGUUCCAUUCAAUUGAUUGUUUAAUAAUGAUCCGUUUUGUCGCGACCUUCCCUUAAGGGAUCCGGCCUGUCGAUCUCGAAGUUAAGCGAUUAUAGAAGUUUCAAAUGGAUUGUAGCGGUAAAUAAAUCCCCAAAAUAAGUGGCUCUGUAAGUUUUCGACAUUGGGUGCUGAGCACAUUAUUUUUAAUGGACUCACCUAGCUGAAGGCACUCGGUCAUGUUUCCGCACCAGAUCACGAGCGGGAACGCCGUGCUCAACAUCCCCUACAAUCGCUCACCAGAUUAGAUCAGAUGAUCCUCGAUAUAUUGAUUGUAAGAUCCAUUUUGAAUGUUUUGUGUGUGAAAAUUCCUCCAUGUAUACACUUGCAGUUUGUUCCUGUUGAUUCCUUUGGUUGUACAUUUUGUCAGUCUUCUUGAUUCCAUUUGAGCUGGUAAUAAUUGUAUUUUAUUAUAGUUUUUAUUUUUGUUACACCUUCACUAAAUUUCCAUGUUUCUUCCCGAACUGCACUUGUGUUGUUUUACUUUAUACUUAGUCUUGGCGGCAGCCAUAUUGGUUUGUCCCUCCUUUUGAUUGCGUUGCUCACAUUGACUGGAAUUGUGAACUGAGGCACUUUUCCAGAAUUGGGAGCAUUCUGUGUUAUAGAGUAACCAAAUAUUAUCUUUUGAACGAAUCUGUGCGCAGUCUAUCCAGAAAGGAUAGAAUAGCAUUUACUGGUUGUGAUUGGUAGUUUCUUGCAUCCUAUGUCAACUUCCUUAUUUAUUGUAAUUUAGAUUUGAUUAAUUAAACAAUCAUUGGUUGGAUAGCUGAAUGGUCAUAUUUGUUUAGAUAACAAUGUACAUUUAAAUUUAUGAUGAAUUAUAGAAACGUCAUUUUACCCAAUUAUUUUGUCUUUUGAUUUCACUUGGUGGCUACGCUUCGUAAUAGAAAAUGUUACUGGUUAAAGCUGAUGAUGUCACAGGUAUUCAGUGUUUGACAACGCUUUUACCAGUAACACCUAAUUUAUUUUGUUCCCACCCAGAGAAAUCAAAAGACAGAGUCGAGGAGAUCGGAAGAGUAUAUUUGGCGAUAACCAAUAUAUCGGAAUUCUCUGAUCUAAUCUGGCUAGCGAUUGCGGUAGAUGUUGAGAACGGCGUUACCACACGUGAUCUGGUGCGGAUGCAUGACCGAGCGCCUUCAGCUUGAUGAGUCCACUAGAACAUAUGGUCAGCAUCCAAUGUCGAAAACUUACAGG
Messenger RNA from Schistosoma haematobium, 17249 nucleotides. RefSeq names its product Tropomodulin-2, variant 2. The transcript is spliced from 3 exons. Gene Ontology annotation, molecular function: tropomyosin binding. Lineage: Eukaryota; Metazoa; Platyhelminthes; Trematoda; Strigeidida; Schistosomatidae. Bases 5857 to 6210 code for a protein of 117 amino acids. Gene Ontology annotation, cellular component: myofibril. Gene Ontology annotation, biological process: pointed-end actin filament capping; myofibril assembly. The record is from RefSeq and is a predicted model, not a curated record.